Messenger RNA from Xenopus laevis (African clawed frog), 3348 nucleotides. RefSeq names its product gastrula zinc finger protein XlCGF57.1-like. The transcript is spliced from 5 exons. The record is from RefSeq and is a predicted model, not a curated record. NCBI's taxonomy places the organism in Eukaryota, Metazoa, Chordata, Amphibia, Anura, Pipidae. Bases 1169 to 2608 code for a protein of 479 amino acids.
CAUUCACUUAUUUGGAAGGUUUACUUAUCCUUUAAGUGGCAUUGGUGCAGACUACUGUAUGUUUUCAGGAGCCAUCGCUGCACCAUUAGAAACUAUUGUCAUGAUUACAGCCUCCAGGAGGGGACAUAUCAGGGGUAUCGGAGGAACAUCCCAGGCAGUGGUGUAAUAAAUACAAAUAUGGAUAUUAAAUGGCAAAUAAUUGUACCAUGUGUUUAUUACUCUGAUCCUCAGUGUAUGUGUAGAAUCCCUGCCAUAAAGCGAGACUGAACUGCAGCACUGAGACAGGCGAGUACUGGGAAAUAUACAAGAGCAACAUGAGACUAUAAUUAAUGGAAAUGUUUGUCCUGAUACAGGAAUAGACUUUCCCGUUGGUACAACUAUGGGAUCUGAUAUCUGGAACACUUGCAACAUGGGGGUUUCUGGUUACGGGGUUCUCCCAUUACUAAUAUAUUUAAAUAAGAUAAAGAUUUGGAUUUAUGCAGCUUCGUUCCCAUCAAGUACAAGAUUGUGUUUUAUAAAGAAAAGGGAAAAGUCUGAUGAGCUUCCCGUAAUGUGGAUCUUUGUGCAUAACAGAUCCCGUCAGUACAGGGUAAGAUACGUCACACAGCAGUGCCCUACAACAGAGCACCAGGAGCAACGACAAUUCCUCAAUUUCCUACAAGAUUCUCAUUUGUAUAUUGUGGGCUCAGAAGGAACAGAAAUCGCACAGUAUUUCUCUCCCGCUCUGACUCCUCCCUCACUCUGUACAAAGCCACGCCUAUUGCUGCUUGGUGACUUCCGCCCACCGACAAAAUGGUGGUGCUCCCUAAAGUCAAAUCAAACAGUUCAUUGGUCGAUGUUUGUAGUGGGCUGAACCUCAUCUCCAGUCUUUCAGGAGGGACCUAUUGCUGUCACUAGGGGCGGAGCUGGAUCAUGUGACUCACUCUCAAUUUAUAUACAUCCUGGAUACAUCUGAGAUGUGAGGGACUCACUGACUGACAGGCUGGGAAUUGUCCCCUGCUGCUCCCUGUAACUCCCUUCUACUGUGUCCCUGACAUUCCCAUCCCCUGUACUCACAUCUCCAGCCUCAUCUACUGGGUUCUCCAGAGAUGGAAACAAGGAGGUUAGAGGGGAAAUGGGAGAAUGAAGAGCCGGACACUGAGGAUCCUCUGGCACAAUAAAGAGGGAAAUGGAUCCCGUUCCUGGGGCCGCUUCCUCGUUGACUGAAUCAGAAAUAUUACAGAUAAAGAUAAAGGAGGAAGAACUGGAAAAUGAAGAUGAUCUGACCCCAAUGGGAAGCUCAGCAGUCGCACUUACAGACAAGGCUUUCCCCGAGGAGGAUCCAGAAAUAUUACAGAUAAAGAUAAAGGAGGAGGAUUCUGAUUGUGACGAUCCUCUGACCCCAAUGGAUGUAGGGUAUCCGCAGUUUCACGCAGGAGAGAAGCAGGGUCGCAGCUUUGUGAUGCACAAGAGGAUCCACACCAGGGAGAAACCCUUUGCAUGUCAUUUAUGCUGGAAGAAGUUCACUUACAAGUACCAGCUUGUGACCCACGUCAGUAAUCACUCCGGGGUAAAACCAUUCAGAUGCGCUGAAUGUGGGAAAUGUUUCUCCAUAAAAAAGAGACUAAUAAGCCACCAGAAAAUUCACACAAGAGAGAAAUCAUUUAAAUGUUUACAAUGUGGGAAAAUGUUUUCUGGGAAACAGAAACUUGAGAAGCACCAACGACUUCACACAGGGGAGAAACCCUUCACCUGUACGGAAUGUGGGAAAGGUUUUUAUGUAAAAGAGGAACUUCAGAAGCACAAGAGGUUUCACUCCGGGGUGAAACCAUUUACAUGCAUGGAAUGUGGGAAAGGCUUCAGUUUGAGGACUGGUCUUGCUAAACAUCUGAGCACUCACGCUGGGGAAACACCUUUAAUCUGUACAGAAUGCGGCCAACAGUUUCCUUUAAGAAGUGAAUUUCAGAACCACCUGAGACUUCACAGAGGAGAGAUACCGUUCCUGUGCACCGAAUGCGGGAAAAGUUUCUGCCAGAAGAGCAGUCUCGAUGCCCACCUGAGAAUUCACACAGGGGAGAAACCUUUUAUGUGCACUGAGUGCGGGAGAAGGUUUAAUUUAAAGAAUGGCCUCAGGAAGCACCAGAAAAUUCACACAGGGGAGAAACCCUUUAAGUGCACAGAAUGCGGCAAGAGGUUUUACAUGAAGACUGAUCUUCAGAAACAUCACCGGACUCACACGGGAGAGAAACCAUUCACAUGCACAGAGUGCGGGAAGAGCUUCUCCCACCACAGCAGCCUCUACAAUCACCAGAGGGUCCACACCGGGAAGAAACCAUUCACGUGCGCACAGUGCGGACGAGGUUUCAGCAGCAGAGGCAGAUUUUAUAAACACCAGAGAGUUCACAGCGGGGAGAAAACCUUUACCUGCGCGGAAUGUGGGGAAAGUUACUUUGACAGCGCCAGCCUUCACCGGCACGAGAACGUCCACACCAGGGGGAAACCAUUGACAUGUUCAGAAUGUGGGAAGUGUUUCCCUGAAAGGCACAAACUCACCAGACAUCAGAAAAUUCACAAAGGUGUGAAAGCUUUAUGUGUGCGGAACAAAGGGAACGUUCCGCCCCUUCCAUGAUACGGGCGGUAGAACUGGUAUCCUGCAUGCGUCGGACUGGGGGGGGUUGUGGCCCACUGGGGCUGCCAGAUCAGGAGCCUGUGAUCCCCCACCCAACCUUCACUCCCUACAUGGGGCCCCGUGUCCCCCUUCACCUCACCAGCAGCGGUACCUUCUCUGUUGUGAUUGGGUAGUCCCGCCGGCCCAGUCCGACUCUGGAUUAUGAAAGUGAUUAAAGGGGAGAUAACCUUUUCCAAAAGGAAUUAGGUUUCAGACCCCCCCCGUUGACUAACAUAAAAUAACUGCCGGCACAGUCAGCUGGACAGAAUGUGUGACACUCUUAUUUCUGCUUCACUGGGACAAAUAUGCUGAUUUUUCAUUUUGACCCCCAUCUUGCGGUUGUAGCCAGUGCUGUUUUACCUUGGGGGAAUUCAUUUCAUAAUCACAGUGUGCUGUUCUCACCUAAAUGGUUUCAUUUUAUGCUUAACAUUCAUUUAAUGUCAUUUCAAAUAUUAUAUUACUGAUGGAUAUUAUUGGGGAUCUUCCCGGAUCAAUCAUUUGUGGAUUUGAACCAAUAAUGAAUAUUUUACCAAAGGAUUUCGCUGAACACCGAUCCUGAACCCCACAAAAAAGUGAUAAACUGGGGAGGGGAAUAAAGUACUGUAACCUAUCUUCGUAGUAACAUAGUAAAUUAGGUUGAAAAAUUACAUGUCCGUCAAGUUCAACAUUAAGUCUAUAUAUAACCUGCCUAACUGUCAGUU